GGGGCGACCCACGCGGCCCAGCUUAGGGCACACAUUGGGAGCGCUGUCGAGGUCUCGCAUUCUUACUUUCUGCCGCCUUGUGCGCCAUGGUUCCCUCCCGGGUCCGGACCAGUAGAUGGGUGGCAGCGGCCAGGGCGGCCCAGAGGCGCCCCCGUGUGGACAGCCUGGGACAGCCUCCGAGUCCUGAGUCCGCGAGCACGCGCGCGGCGCUUUACGUGCACUGGCCUUAUUGCGAGAAGCGCUGCAGCUACUGCAACUUCAAUAAGUACAUCCCCCGCGGCGUGGAGGAGGGGGCCGUGCGAAAUUGCCUGGUGACCGAGGCAAGGACGCUGCUGCGGCUCAGCGGGGUGCAGAGGGUGGAGUCUGUGUUCUUUGGUGGAGGAACCCCGAGUCUGGCCAGUCCCCACACGGUGGCUGCUGUCCUGGAGGCGGUGGCACAGGAAGUCUACCUGCCCGCAGAUUCGGAAGUCACCUUGGAGGCCAACCCCACUUCAGCCCCAAGUCCCAGGCUGGCAGCUUUUGGAGCAGCAGGAGUGAACAGGUUGUCCGUUGGUUUACAGUCCCUGGAUGACACGGAGCUGCAGCUGCUGGGCCGGACUCACUCAGCCAGCGACGCUUUACGGACUCUGGCGGAGGCCAAGAACCUUUUCCCUGGCAGAGUGUCGGUGGAUUUGAUGCUGGGGUUACCGGCACAAAAGGUGGAGCCAUGGCUUCAACAGCUUCGGAAACUGCUGGACCACUGCGACGACCACCUCUCCCUCUACCAGCUGACCCUGGAACGGGGCACAUCACUCUUUGCCCAGGUACAGCAGGGUACCCUCCCGGCCCCUGACCCGGACCUGGCUGCUGAGAUGUACCAGGAGGGCAGGACAGUUCUUCGAGACGCUGGCUUUCGCCAGUAUGAGGUCUCCAACUUUGCACGGAACGGGGCGCUCAGUACCCACAACUGGACGUACUGGCAGUGCGGUCAGUACCUUGGCAUUGGGCCUGGAGCCCAUGGACGAUUUGUGCUCCAGGGAGCUGGAGGCCAUACCCGGGAAGCACGGAUCCAGACACUGGAGCCAGACAACUGGAUGAAAGAAGUGAUGCUCUUUGGUCAUGGCACCCGGAAGUGCAUCCCCCUGGGCAAGCUGGAGCUGCUGGAGGAGGUUUUGGCUAUGGGGCUUCGAACUGAUGUGGGGCUCACUCACCAGGUAAAGGACUGGGGGUUCUCAGAUACUAUUAGCUCCUCCUCAGAGUUAGAGAAUCGCUCUCUUGCUUUCUUUCUCUUGCUCUGUCCUCUUGGCCCUUACCCCCUCUCUACUCCCCUCCCGCCAUCUCUCAACAUGCUUAUGGCUCUCUCUCUC
This is a messenger RNA of Grammomys surdaster, 1346 nucleotides long. It is a transcript of the gene Rsad1, whose product is annotated as radical S-adenosyl methionine domain containing 1. The record is from RefSeq and is a predicted model, not a curated record. The transcript has 7 exons. Gene Ontology annotation, molecular function: 4 iron, 4 sulfur cluster binding; coproporphyrinogen oxidase activity. The annotation marks the transcript as partial. Gene Ontology annotation, biological process: porphyrin-containing compound biosynthetic process. Lineage: Eukaryota; Metazoa; Chordata; Mammalia; Rodentia; Muridae. Gene Ontology annotation, cellular component: cytoplasm.